AUGUCAUCGGUAAAGUCUAAGUCGAGUAGUAUUACCUUUGUAAGUGAACAGAGUUCGUCUACGCCUAAGAAUACAUACGCUGGCCAGGUUUUUGACGGCUUGUUUCACGGCUCAGGAACUUUUUAUUACAAUGAUUUUGAACGUUAUGAGGGUGAUUUUGUGCUUGGGAAGCGUGAAGGUCGUGGCAAAUUUUACUAUGCAGAUGGCUCAAUUUAUGAUGGCGAAUGGCUGAACGAUAAAAUCAAUGGUCAUGGAGUCGCAUAUUUCUCAUCUGGAAACUUUUAUGAUGGUAACUGGGAAAAUGGCCGUAUAAAUGGAUAUGGAACAUUGAAAUAUGCGAAUGGUGAUGUGUACGAGGGUGACUGGUUAGAUGGUGCUAUGCACGGUCAUGGUACUUACAAGUACAGUGAGGGUGACAUUUACGUAGGUCAAUGGAGGCAGGACAAACGCCACGGAAAGGGCACCAUGACUUACGUUGACAAGCUUGGAAAACCCUGUGAAAAGUACGAAGGAGAUUGGGUUGACAAUAUUAUGAACGGAAAAGGCAUUUACAAAUAUAGCGAUGGGAGCUAUUAUGAUGGUGAUUGGUGUAAUGGGAAAAUGCACGGUACUGGGAAAUAUGUUUAUGCUGAUGGUAAUAAAUAUGAGGGUGAAUGGGUUGAAGACACUAAGCAAGGGUUUGGAAUAUUGAUUUAUUCUAAUGGAGAGAAAUAUGAAGGGUUUUGGCAAAAUGACAAGUGCCACGGUUCUGGCAUAUUAUUUUAUUCUACCAAUGAUAAAUAUAACGGCGAAUGGGUUGAUGGUAAAAAAAAUGGACCUGGCGAAAUUAUAUACGUCAAUGGUGAUCGCUUUAGAGGGAAUUGGGAAGAUGACCAUGCAAAUGGUCAUGGGAUUUAUGAAUACUCAAAUGGUAAUCGCUAUGAAGUAUUAUUGGUAGUAGUUGGUAGUUUUAGUAGGGUUGUAAUUUGUGUAGGUGAUUGGGUGAUGGAUAAGAGGCAUGGAACCGGUACAUUUUUUUGUAAGCAGGACUCGUCAACCUACAGGGGUGGGUUCGUUAACGGGAAGAAAGAAGGUUACGGUACUCUUACGCUCGGCUGCGGUCACAUUGUCCAUGGAGUAUGGCACUAUGGUUCACUCGUCUCAAUCGACAACUUUGAAAUUUCACCCACUUCACCGUGGAAUAAUCCUGACCUUUAA
Molecule: messenger RNA, 1197 nt
Organism: Theileria annulata
Lineage: Eukaryota; Apicomplexa; Aconoidasida; Piroplasmida; Theileriidae
Product: MORM repeat family protein, putative
Exons: 6
Coding region: 1-1197 (398 amino acids)
Source: RefSeq, a predicted model, not a curated record